This is a messenger RNA of Syngnathus typhle (broad-nosed pipefish), 2853 nucleotides long. It is a transcript of the gene znf513a, whose product is annotated as zinc finger protein 513a. The transcript has 5 exons. Gene Ontology annotation, molecular function: DNA-binding transcription factor activity; RNA polymerase II cis-regulatory region sequence-specific DNA binding. The record is from RefSeq and is a predicted model, not a curated record. Bases 238 to 2070 code for a protein of 610 amino acids. Gene Ontology annotation, biological process: regulation of transcription by RNA polymerase II. NCBI's taxonomy places the organism in Eukaryota, Metazoa, Chordata, Actinopteri, Syngnathiformes, Syngnathidae.
GAAAAAUACCAUUAAUUGCCUUUCUUUGUCGCCGCAGCCUGCGAAGAAAUGGCGGACGUGCGCGUGUGGCGCGCUCGCGGAGCCGCACGUCGUCUCUAAAAGGGUGCGCUGCGGCGGCGAUGAGGACUACUUUCUCCCUUUAGAAUUCUCGAGAAAUCACUCACAGAUGUGCAAUGAGCCGAUGGUUGUGGAAGUCUGCAGGAGGACGUUGGCAGCAAAGGAGAGGCUGACUGGAAGAUGCCAAGGAAAAAACAGCAGCAUCCACAGCCAGUCAAAUUGGAUUCAAAAGCUGUUGUAGCCGCCGCAAGUGCAGGAAACCUCGCCUUCGACACAGACUUCCUUCUGGAACACGACCUUCAAUUUGGCGAUCCUUAUCGCAGCGGCAAGAUUCUUGGCCUGGAAAAAUUCUCAGAGGUAGCUGCUGAGAUCGGUUUCUCUGUGUAUCCUCUGUGUGAUGAGGACAGCUCUGACUGCAGCGGCAGCGGCGGCAGCAGCAUGGACAGCGAAACGGAAACCUCCCACAGCAGCACCCCCGACCACGGCCUGGAAGACGAGGGCAGGGCGGGCCGCUCCGAAGCCCCCUUCCCCCCCUACCUGCCGUGCCGGGGCUGCGGCCAGCUGCGCGACGACCACCUGGUAGACCUGCCGGCGGCUCCCUACUGCCUGCGCUGCUGCAAGGCCUCGCGGGAGCCCAAGAACGGCGACUUUGCUUUCGGGAGCCUGGCCGGGCUCCACUCGCCGCUGGACGGCAUGGCGGGCGACGGCGACGACAAGAACAAGCUGCACUCGUGCCACCUGUGCGGCUUCUCCUCGCGCUACGCCAACCACGUCAAGCGGCACAUGAAGACGCACAACGGCGAGAAGCCCUUCAACUGCCCCGUGUGCGCCUACGCCUCGGCGCAGCUGGUCAACCUGCAGCGCCACCUGCGCAUCCACACGGGCGAGAAGCCCUACAAAUGCGAGAGCUGCGCCUUCGCCUGCAGCUCGCUGGGCAACCUCAAGCGCCACCAGCGCAUGCACAUGCCCGCCGGCGCCGAGACGCACGGGGGCCCGCAGCAGCACGCCGUCGGAGGCCUCAAGAGACACGUGGCGGCGAGUGGCCCCCGAGUCAGCGAAGAAGAUGAAGCUGCCAAGGAGGUGGCCGCCGCCUCGGCCCACCUGACUAUGUCGGCCCAGAACGCCGACUAUCUCUCUGCGUUUGAGAGUCUCAAGGGGGUGUCGCCGCUGUCCACCACGCCCACCCCCGACCAGCCGUCCGGCAACGGCAGAGCCAGCAGGCCGGCGGCCCCGCCCCCAGCACCCUCCUCCUCCCUGUUCCCCUUCACGUGUCGCCUCUGCGGCGUGGUGCUGGAAGACGAGGACGGCUCGUCGGCGCAGAUCUGCGCCAAGUGCACGCUGGAGAUGCUCACCAAGGACUCGUCGGCGUCGCCCGGCAGCCCCGGCGAGCGCGGCGACAAGGUGUACACCUGCGCCGCCUGCCCCUUCCUCACGCAUUACCCCAACCACCUGGCGCGCCACAUGAAGACGCACAGCGGCGAGAAGCCCUACAAGUGCCCGCAGUGCGACUACGCCUCGGCGCACUUCGACAACCUCAAGCGGCACCACCGCGUGCACACGGGCGAGAAGCCCUACAAGUGCCACCUGUGCGACUACGCCUGCGGCAACCUGGCCAACCUCAAGCGCCACCAGCGGGUGCACUCUGGCGCCAAGCCCUUUGUCUGCGCCGUCUGCAACUACAGCUGCAACCAGAGCAUGAACCUCAAGCGCCACAUGCUGCGGCACACGGGCGAGAAGCCCUACAAGUGCCAGGAGUGCGGCUACACCACGGGCCACUGGGACAACUACAAGCGACACCAGAAGAAGCACGGACACGCCACCGACGGCUGGGUCAAGAUGUCCCCCGCCCAACUCGCCAGGAACCAGGACGACGACAAAGGCGGGCCCCGCAGCGGCGGCGGCCACAGGAAAGAGGCGGCCGGUGAGGGGGCCGCCGCGCCCGACGUGCCCUACGUGGCCAGGGAGGGCGCUCAGACUUUACAGCACCCCAACUGGAAACUUGAAAUGGUCUAAAGGUCACAAUGGCAAGGAGACGCUCUAAUGCGGUUGUGCCAGCGCCGAGCCCGUCGACACACUGGAUGUCAGUAGACUAGGGAGGAAAAUACAAUCCCUACCUUGCCGGCAAAGGUUAAUAACGAUGAAAAAAUGACAAAGUGCCAGGUCGGCUUGGCAACCCCCCAUUCUGCAUCCGUCAUGUAUACGAGAGCGACAAUGGGCAAUUUGCAUGGGCACCGGUGACGGCGAGUGCCUAGAAAGUGACAAAGUCCAAGCAAAGUGCUCCUUAAUUGCGAAGAAUUGAAAAACAAGGAGAGUGAAGUUGGCCCAUCUAAUGUAUUUUGUCACCUGUGUAGAUCUUAACAUGUAUUUGUGCGCGUGUUGUCUCGUUUAUUUUCUCACUGUGAAAAUUGCCCGUGGUUUACGUGGAAACAAAAAUAUGGCAUUAUUAGUACGUCGGCAUGUGUCCAUUUUUAUUUUUCUAAUGCUAUCACUCGACUAGUACGUACAUUAAUAUAUACAAGUAUAGGAUGGAUGUCUGUGUAGUUUCCCCCUGAGAAAAUGUCUAGGAGCACUUUUUUUUUUUUUUUUUGCUUUUUGAAUGCAAAAGGAAGAAAUUUGUUGGCGCUCUCAAAAGGGCCCUUCCAAACUCGUUUCCUCAACGCCUGCCCAAUUUUUUGUCAUCGCCUGCCUGUGUCCUUUUAUGGAGAGUUUGUCUCAUCAAUGCCUUAACGAGCAACACUUUACACACAAAUAUCUGAUGGCUUGUUCCCAUACAAUAAAAAUACAUUAUUUCCUCUA